Dujonia railenensis is the source of this 1767-nucleotide messenger RNA. NCBI's taxonomy places the organism in Eukaryota, Fungi, Ascomycota, Pichiomycetes, Serinales, Debaryomycetaceae. The record is from the annotation of a GenBank genome assembly.
AUGGCUGUAAGCUUCAAUGAAAACAUCAGCCAAAGUCUUGAGCUUUUGUACAACCAUUCGUCCACUUUCAACUUGUCAAUUGACCUUAUUCAAAAGUUGGCACAACAGUUGAAGUUGGAUACAUUCAAAGAUAAGGAUGCAUACACACACGUAACCACGACGUCGUCAGAUUCUAAUUUCAAGAGGCUAUCAAUUGCUGGAUCAUUGAUACUCAUAGAUAUAGAUUUUUUGGACGAUGAUACGAUCUUGAAGGUAUCAGUAUCGCUGGCGAACCAUCCAGACGAUGGAUCUGAACUGAAAGUGAGCCCAAUACUUUCCAAGGAAAUAGUAGAGGGAAACACAUAUCUAGUGAAGUUGAACAGUAAGUCUAAUAACCUAUCAUUCAUUGGGAGAUCUGCGGAGCACAUUCUAUUGCAAAAUUUGAAAUAUAAAAGCAAGAAGCUAAACCAAUUCCCUGCUAACUUAAGGUACCUAUCUUCGCUCGACCGUCUCUCAUUGCCACAGUUGGACUUGUUCGUAUACCUUGAUAAGAUAAUAAAGUUAUUGCACAGCAUAAACGAAAUAGAAGCGGUAUCUGACCAAUGGGAGCUCCCAUGUGUAAGCUCCAUUGGUGAAGUAUUGGCAAACGACGCUGAUACUGGAAAGUUGGGUGUCUUCUUGAAGAUAUGGCAGGAUUAUCGGUUCAUCAACCACGAGGCAGGGAAGGACAUUUGCGGCAAACAGUAUAAACUUUUGUUUAGAGUGUCAAAUUUGAAGGAGGGUAGUGAAGCACUUGGGGGAAAUGUCCUCAAGGAAUCAUGGGAGUUACAGGGGAACCAAUAUUCAUUCAUUUUCGAUGAAGACAAAGCACCUACCUCAGCAUCAUCAAAUACGUCUACGUCUUCUUCUUCAGCUAGUGCAAGUUCGGUUGCUCCAUCCUCAUUAGCUAAUAAAUUUUUAUUGAGUCUUGACUUCAACAACUCUAUCAUUAUCCCCAAAAGUGUGCUACAAUACUUGGACUUGUACAGUUUCGGUGAAACAGCUUUUGGAGAGGAUGAUGCAGCAUUCCUCCUGUUAACCAAGUACAAGGAUAUACUGUUCUCCAGUGACUCCAAGGUUAUCUUGAUCAAACAAGACUUCCCCAAUGAAUAUAUUUCAGUCAAUUCGGUUUCAAUCAGGACGUUGAACUCUAUCCUUAGAGUGGUUCCUGUGCUAAGGAACUUCUCCGUCUUGCACAAUUUGGUUAAUUCUCUAGCCAAAAAAUGUGCUAGUCAAUUUGAAAGCUAUUCAAUUGAAAACGAAAUCGAACAAGCAAAUAAAAAGGCACUCAAGGAGACGUUAAACUUACCUGGAGGUAUUGGCAGUGAUGAGUUAUUAGGGUUAUCUCUAAGUGCAGAGAAUCCAAUUUUAUCAUCAAUCCAGUCAAUUAAACCCAAUGAAGUUGACUUAGACACAUUUAUGGAAGGCGAGGACCAAACGAUCACAGAACAAAGCGAGCCAGAAGAAGAGUUAGCAAAAGCUUUCAAAACUGUAGUGCAACUCCUGAUAGAAGACAUUGACUUGACUAGUCCUCAUCUCGAUGUUAUAUUGGGUGUCUUUGCAAACGUUGAAAAUGAGAGCGGGAAGUCUGUAGAGAUAGACGUGAAGUUCAAGAUAUCAAAUGGGCAAAUCAAAAGUAUAGGAGAAGACAUUGACAUGACGAGCGACAAUUCCAGCGAAAGAUUCAUCAAGGCGUUGAACUUGACUGAAGAUGUUCCAGAAUGCAUAAAGCAUGUCUACUUGAAGUAA